Molecule: messenger RNA, 90 nt
Organism: Soboliphyme baturini
Lineage: Eukaryota; Metazoa; Nematoda; Enoplea; Dioctophymatida; Soboliphymatidae
Source: the annotation of a GenBank genome assembly
CUCGACGCCUCGUGCCGCAACCUCGACGCCUCGUGCCGCAACCUCGACGCCUCGUGCCGCAACCUCGACUCCAAAGAUUCCCACUGUUGA